Messenger RNA from Malaclemys terrapin pileata, 3221 nucleotides. It is a transcript of the gene VGF, whose product is annotated as VGF nerve growth factor inducible. Bases 78 to 1508 code for a protein of 476 amino acids. The transcript is spliced from 2 exons. The record is from RefSeq and is a predicted model, not a curated record. NCBI's taxonomy places the organism in Eukaryota, Metazoa, Chordata, Testudines, Emydidae. Gene Ontology annotation, molecular function: neuropeptide hormone activity.
UCCAGGGUGCUGAAGGCAGAUCGCGGCCAGCUCUGGGGAGGGGGACGGACACCACCCCGCCGCACGGCCGAAGCACCAUGCUGGGCUCACACGCCCCUCUCCGCGGAGCUGCCCUGCUCCUCUCCAUCAGCCUCCUGACGCAGUGCUGCCUGCAUGCUGCCCCCCUGCCCCUGGGGGAGGACGCCCACCCCGAGGAGUCCCGCCAGCCCAGCCCUGCGCCCCCCACCAAGGAGGUCCGGACGAGAGCCCUGCCCGCACCCAGCCGGGAAGGCGGGGACGCCCAGGAGGAGGAAGACGACGACGAGCUCUUCCGAGACGUGGACCCCAAGGCCUUGGCCGCCGUGCUGCUCCAAGCCCUGGGCAACGGGGGCCACAACUCUCCGGACAAGCGCCGGGCCCCGGAUGAGGAGCGGGUACAGAGCCAGAGCCGGAGCACCAGCCUGGGGGCGGGCCGGGUCCGGGAGCAGCAGCUGGAGGAAGAGGAGGAGGAGGAAGGCAGAGACAGCAGCUCCCAGGAGCUGGAGAGCCUGCAGGCCCUGCUGCGCGAGCUACAGCCACUCGGCCCUGCGGCCAAGCGGGAACGCGCCCAGGGGGACGCCGGCCACAACGCGGUGCUGAAGGAGCUGGAGGAGUAUGAGCGGCUGCGGGCCGGCACCAAGCGCCGGGCCCCACCAGCCGAGCCCUGGGCCGGCGCUAGGAAACUGAGGCAGCAGCAGCAGCUGGAGCACCAGCUCCUGCAGCGGCGCUACGAGGAGCUGGCCGAGAGCCGGCGGCAGGCCGAGGAGGCCCGCAAGGCGGCCGCCGAGGAGGAGCGGCUGGCCGACAUGGCCUCCGACCUGCUGCUGCAGUACCUGCUGAAGGGCCGGGAGGACGAGGGCGAGCAGGGGGCCGACGCCCACGAGGAGGAGGAGGAGGAGGAAGAGGAGGGCAGGUUCCGGGGCGGCAGGGCCAAGGGCAGCCCCUUGCUCUUCGAGGACGAGGAAGGCAACGUGGCGGAGGACAAGCGCUCCGACGAGGAGGAGGACGACGACGACGUCAUCGACCCCAACACCAUCGACCAGCUGAUCGAGCUCUCCACUAAGCUGCACCUGCCAGCCGAGGACGUCAUCGACAUCAUCAACGAUGUGGAGAAGAAGAAGAAGGCGGCGGCGGCGCCGGUGGCGCCCAAGCACCCAGCCAAGCCACUCCCCUACGCCCCGGCCCGGCCCUACUAUCCUGCCGCCCCCUGGCGCCGCCCCAAGCCGGACGAGCGGGACUGGAAUGAGGUGCUGCACGGGGACGACUACCUGGCCCCCAAGAGAUACCUGGCCAAGCAGAACGACUUCUCCAACUACAUCCAGCCCAGGGCGUUCCAGCUACCGCCGCCGCCAUCCUACCCCCACAGCCGCCACCUGCCGGGCUCUCUGGCACCCAGGGACGAGGCCGCCGCCGCCGGCCGGGCCCAAGACGACGAGAUGGAGAACUACAUCGAGCAGGUGCUGAUGGACCAUGCCCAGGCGUUCCAGUGAAUCACCCCCCUUCCCCAUCUCCCCAUGGAGAAGCGUGAUCAUUCUGAGUGUCCCAAGCAUUUCAGGUUGUGCAUGAGUCAGGAGAACAAACCCCGUCCCUCCCCAUGCCCGCGAUGCCCCCCCCCUGACUUUAGGAUCCCUGGGUCCCACCAGGCCCACCGCGCUUGAAGGAACCGGGGGGUUGUGGAAGAUGCAGCCCCAUCCGGCCAUUGGGAACAUGCCUCCCCCCUCCUUUCGAGGAGACGCUCUGUGCAGAUGACAGGAGGUGCCAGCCCAUGGAGAACCCGAUCCUGAUCCCGCCUCUCUUCUCUGAGCCCCCAGGGACAAGACCCCCGCGUGUCGUCAGCUCUCAGGUGCGUCAGAAUUCUCCACAGCCAGUGGCCCCAGCCCUGCUAGUGUGGACAUGUCCCCGAACCCCAGCCGGAAGGGCAAGCGGAGGCCACUCUUACAAUGCUAAACAGCAGCCAGCGAGGGAGGCCGAAAAAAAAUCUAGACCGGGUCACUGAAAACAGAGCAAAGCCCCAAUUGGCUCCAAAAUUACCGUCUCGGCUUCAGUGUGUUUUUCCUUCUCAUCUCAGCAACUUCCCCCUCUCCUCCUUUCUGUACACUUUUCAAAACACAAACGCAGUGAAGGGAAGCGCGAUAUUUGGAUGUGAAAAAAUGGAGAGGGUUUGUUUCAACAUGAACUUCUGGCCAUUCUGCGUGGGAGGAGAAAGCCAGAGCUAGUCCCGAGGUGGCGGCAGGGGGGCGGGGUAUCGACUCGGGGAAAACACAGCCCCGCGGGGGGGUAAAAUCGGCACCGUUCAGUUAACUUUAAGGAACUGGCGACUUGACUUCAGGGGUGCCGCUCCUAACAUUUACAGGCGCUACAAAGCCAUCCUGCCCAUCCCGUCUGAGCUCUUACAUAACUCAGGCGGAGCACAGCCAUCCAGCCCGUAGCUGGUGGUUGAGCUAGUCUCUUUUCGAAAGAGGGGGACAGACUCUGACUUCGGGAGAAGGGUGGCAAAUAGGGGCUGUCAACUGAGCCCAGGUGAGGUUCUCCCCGUUGUUAAAAUGCCAGAACCCUUCAACAUUAAGAGCUCCACAGUAGCACAUUUACAUGCCCAGAUCUACGUCACCAACACACGUUUUCUCUUCUGCAAUCCCACACUGAUCCUUCCGGUUGUCCCAGAAUUAAGCUUUGCACGGCGUCCGUCCUCAGGAGAAGGAAUGAGGGGAGAACAGAGUGAGAUAUUCCAUACCAAACUGCCUUAUCAAGCUAUCUUUCCACCGGGUUGUUUCUUCCAUCAACCGACACCGAAGCUCGAGGUUAAAUAUUGUGACUUUGCCAGUGUUACGCACCCCAAAAACAUGCCCCCCCCCCCCCCGGCCAGGCAUGCCGCGUGCUGUGUCUUGCUGUGAAUUCACCACCAUCCGAACACUACCAGCAUUUCCAGUCAAGCAACCGAUCAGUUCUAACCCACGAAGAGGCUAACGUUGACAGUGGGGGAGUGCGCGGGUCGGGGAUGGGCGUUGUACUAAGGGCGUUUAUUUUCACCCGCAUCCAGUUUCCGAGUGUGUGAGAUUCUUGGCUUUGUGGCGUCCGGUUCCCAGUCCUGUGCCGUUUGUUUCGAUGUCCUGACCUCUGUGUUGUACUUAAUAAAACACGUUUGGCCUGUUGUAAAUAGCAUGUGGAAUUACUAGUUUUGCUAAGAAAUAAAAGCAACUAUUUUA